GGAAGUGCUUGGGGAGGGCCGCGCAGUCGGACCGGCUGCUGAGACGAAAGCUUCACUGGGGCAGUCUCCGCAUAUCAUGGGGAGAUAGACGCUGCUGCCUUUGAUUGGCCUUGGUCCUCACAGCUCCAAAAAGAAGCAGGAUCUUGAUAAGCUCUAUGAGCUGAAGUCCAAAGCUCGGCAGAUUAUGAACCAGUUUGGCCCCUCAGCCCUAAUCAACCUCUCCAAUUUCUCAUCUAUAAAACCAGAGCCAGCCAGCACCCCUCCACAAGGCUCCAUGGCCAAUAGCACCACUGUGGUAAAGAUACCAGGCACUCCUGGGACAGGCGGUCGUCUUAGCCCUGAAAACAAUCAGGUGUUGACCAAGAAGAAAUUACAAGACUUAGUCAGGGAAGUGGAUCCUAAUGAGCAGCUGGAUGAAGAUGUGGAGGAGAUGCUGCUGCAGAUCGCCGAUGAUUUCAUCGAGAGUGUGGUGACAGCAGCCUGCCAGCUUGCUCGGCAUCGCAAGUCCAGCACCCUAGAGGUGAAAGACGUCCAGCUGCAUCUAGAGCGCCAGUGGAACAUGUGGAUCCCAGGAUUUGGCUCUGAGGAAAUCCGACCCUACAAAAAAGCUUGCACCACAGAAGCUCACAAACAGAGAAUGGCAUUGAUCCGGAAAACAACCAAGAAAUAACACAGGGACAGUCAGGGAAUGGACGACAUGUAUUUGGAGAUACUUGAGCUGAGACCUCAGCCAUCUCAUCCUUGGAUUUUUUUUUAAUGCUUUACAGAGAAGCAUAUAUUUUUUAUUAACAGUGCAGCAAUAUCUAUAAUGACUGAGAAGAUCUGCCAAAAGAAUAAAGCCUCCUACCCCAACUUCUGGUCCCUUCCCUGCCGUCUCAAAGGAGGAGGCUUUCCUGUGGUUUAUCUUAUAGACUGACUGUAGGCAGAGUGGUGUGGGCAUGUGGGUGAGCCAGUGUUAGCAGGUUUGUAGAGGGUUUGUCACCUUCUCCCCUGUCCCUGUACUUUGUAAUGUCAGUGUUUAUAUGAAUAUGAACUUGAUUUGCUUUUCCAGAAUAAAGAACUUUUAAUUGAGACACAGGGUGCCUAGCUGAGAGCCUUUGAGAUGCCAGUGAGGACCAGCAAGGUGGAGCGCUGCCGUCAGCAGAUGGCAGCACAGGCUCCUUCUGUGCAGUUCAACCGGGUUUUCAGUUGACUCCAGAGGAAGGAACCAGCAGUAGGAGCUAGUUCAGUCUCUCUGCCACAGGACAGGGUGGACUAGCCCCAAAUAAACGGCAUUCAGGUUCUGAU
This is a messenger RNA of Onychomys torridus (southern grasshopper mouse), 1287 nucleotides long. RefSeq names its product TATA-box binding protein associated factor 12 (gene Taf12). NCBI's taxonomy places the organism in Eukaryota, Metazoa, Chordata, Mammalia, Rodentia, Cricetidae. The transcript is spliced from 6 exons. Gene Ontology annotation, cellular component: transcription factor TFIID complex; SLIK (SAGA-like) complex; SAGA complex. Gene Ontology annotation, biological process: DNA-templated transcription initiation; RNA polymerase II preinitiation complex assembly. The record is from RefSeq and is a predicted model, not a curated record. Gene Ontology annotation, molecular function: DNA binding; protein heterodimerization activity; TBP-class protein binding. The coding region runs from base 185 to 670 and encodes 161 amino acids.